Messenger RNA from Drosophila yakuba, 395 nucleotides. RefSeq lists its product as uncharacterized. Bases 68 to 325 code for a protein of 85 amino acids. The record is from RefSeq and is a predicted model, not a curated record. The transcript has a single exon. Lineage: Eukaryota; Metazoa; Arthropoda; Insecta; Diptera; Drosophilidae.
GAACUCACUGUGUAUCAGUUCAACCGACUGAUUUACGCUUUCGGAAGUUCCCGUAUCGAAAGCGAAAAUGCGCUUCGUAUUCUUAUUCGUCCUGUUAUCAAUCCUGGCUUUCAGCCUCGUUUCAGCCAAGGAACAAUCAAAAACCAGUUCCUCGCCAGGAAAAAACCAUGUCGGACCCACAGUGAAGAAUCGUGCCAAGCGAACUGUAUUCUACAGUCGGCCCACCAUUAGAGGAAAAGUACAACGCUAUUGGUAUGGUUAUCCUUACCGCAAUGGUUCUCCUACUUUCUAUAAAUUCCCGUACUACGGCUACUUUAGGAUAUAAUCCUGUGGCUAGAUUAUGCUGCAAAUAAACGAUAGCUAAAUUGUUUUCCUUGUGAUUUCAAUGACCAUUA